Naumovozyma castellii is the source of this 354-nucleotide messenger RNA. It is a transcript of the gene CTF8, whose product is annotated as Ctf8p. The record is from RefSeq and is a predicted model, not a curated record. The transcript has a single exon. Lineage: Eukaryota; Fungi; Ascomycota; Saccharomycetes; Saccharomycetales; Saccharomycetaceae. The coding region runs from base 1 to 354 and encodes 117 amino acids.
AUGCCCUCCGUUACGAUAGACUCCUUGCAAAUCCAACAACUGUUCCAAUCUCCCGCAAGACAGACCUCCAUAAGGACCCCCCUGGGGACCGCUAUGCUGGAGAUCCAAGGAGACCUUCAAAUAGAGGCCAAUCCACAAGAGGAAAACGCGACUGUGAGGUUCGGUCAAUUACAGAUACAAGACAAGCAAGCCACGCUGUUCAUUGGGACCAAACAGCGACUUCUGGGUCAACUAGUGGCGUUGGACCCUCCCCUGGGGUUAAUGAAGUUCGAUAAGGAGACGCAGAAGGUGCAAUUGAUGGAUUUCAUUGAGUGGAAAGUGCUGUUUAAAGAUAGACCAUUGCCCAUAAUGUGA